Molecule: messenger RNA, 2211 nt
Organism: Miscanthus lutarioriparius
Lineage: Eukaryota; Viridiplantae; Streptophyta; Magnoliopsida; Poales; Poaceae
Source: the annotation of a GenBank genome assembly
AUGGCGCUGCUCUGCUUCCUGCUGGACCUGCGCAACAUCCCCCCUGCCCUGCUCCACCGCCUCAAGGAGUGCCUGCUCGACCUCGCCAACCUCUACGCCGCCACUACGUCACAGCCACACGCAGGGACUGCGUCCCCCGCCGCCGCCGGCGCGCUCCCCGACCGCCUGGCCCUCGGCUACGUCUACGCUCCUUCAUCCAAACCAUCCUCCUCGUGCUCCUCCUCUUGGCCUGAGCUAAAGAUUGGGUAUAGGCCUGGAGAAAAAUUCAGUCUACGAGAUUUCCACCAUGCAGUAAAUAACAUACCUCUGGAUGGCUUUCUUGCUGACCAACAUGGUGGAUCUCUGCCUACUGGAGAUGUGUCACUAACAAACCUUUUUAGCAACAAAGCCAUCUAUUCUUGGGCUACUGAUGACAUCUCCAAGAAAGUGAUUGCUAUAUGUAUGUCUGCACAAAAUACAGAAGCUCUCCGAAGAUCUCUUAUGGACGCAGCAGAACAGUGUGUUGCGGUGGAUUUUAUAAUGUUGGAAGCAGAAGCUGCAUUCAUGUAUGGUGGUGCUUCCGAAAAUGCCAAUUCUUUUGUAAACAGAAUUUGUGAUCUUGAAAACUGUGUCGUACGGAGAUACAAUCCUGAGACCCAGGUUCUGCAUGGGCUAGUGAAGAGGUGGUUAGAAGAGCUAAAAAAUGACAAGGAGGAUACACUACAAGCUGUAUUUGUGUUCAGAGAUCCCAUUAUUGAUUCUGUUAAACACAUAUAUUGCAACCUGUGUGCAUCAGCAAACCAGAUAACUGAUGGUUUUCCACCUUGCCAGGCAUGCAAGUGCCAUGGUCACCCUAUUGACCUUGUCACCCCAAAUAAGGCAAAAUGGACGUGUCCAAUAACUAAUCGACAGCUUGCAGCUUCUGAUGUUACUGAUACUGCUGUGAGAAUUGGAGAACAAACAGUAUUGUUUCUGCCUACUUCGGAAGGUAGUUCGAACUUGCAGCGAGUCUCUACUUCCAUUUCUUUUGAUGUAAUUGAGCGCACUGAAUUAGCUUCAAUGAAUGAAGGAGUCAUAAUGGGGAGGUCUUAUGUUGUGAUCCCCAGUUCAAAUGAUGUUGAAGCUUCUCUAACUGAUGAGAGUUCAGAUCAGAACAUCCAAAUUUUCUAUGGUCUAUGUGAAACUCUUUUCAAGCUUGACCAGGGACUUGUUUGCUCUUCAUCAUGCAAUAUUGAAACGAUGCAAAUUGGAACUCUUCAGUGUUACUAUCUUCUCCAACCAUCUGAGAAAGGACCAAUGCUUCUGAGGAGACUUGCUGGAUCUGAAGAGAUGUUACCUCUCCCAGACGUGACUCGAGAUUGCAGCUCUAAGAUUACCAUGGAAAUCAAGAAUUCAAUCGAAACCUCUUUGUCUAAGCUUAUCCUCAAGGAUUACAACCCUCUGCAUCAUGAAAGAGGCUUUCAUUCAGAACUGAAUCGCUUGGUGAAGGACAGCCUGCAAUUUGGGUAUCUCCUCAUCGGUCGCUGGUUAUGCAACAUUUUUUGUUCCUUCAUAUACAUGGUUUCAGUUAUUUGCUUGCUUUCGUUGCUUGCUAUCAUGAUUGAUCCUGGAAACGAUCGCCAAAUAAGAUGUCCCAUGAUUGGAUCGACUUCAUUUUGCAGAUCAAUUGCUCCAUCCUGUGCCCCGAAGGACCCUCACAACGUUGGUUCCUUCAGCGAACCUCAGGCACCAACAUGUCAGGACCUGGAAGAAAGCAUGUUCCUGGACCAACCUGAGGACGCGGCUGGAGGUCUCAACGACCUUCUGCUCUCGUUCAGCGAGCCUCAGACAUCAACAUUCAUAACUCGAAGCAAGAACAAGCUAUCGAUCCAGUCCAAGAAGGGGAAGGCCUCUCCCAGCAUCAGUGAGGAGUGGGAGAAGCUCAUCAUCAUCGACGACCUCGACGACGACUUUGCCAGCCCCGCCCAUCCCAGGCCUGCUGUUGACAAACCUCCCCGCCCCAAGCCACCGUCUCUAGUGAAGCCACUGGAUGAGAAGACUUCAAGGAUUCUGGAGAGGCUGGAGCCCCCCAGGGCGAAGAAGCAGAGAGCGAACAUCAGCAAGGCCAGCACAGGCGCGGCACUGGCACCUGCCAGUAAACAGAUCAAGAAGCCGUUGCUGCCGCGUGAGCCGAGCGCAAGCCAGCCGCUGCGACCUUCCUUCAACAGGCUUAGGAGAAAGCUCCCUACCUGA